Aegilops tauschii subsp. strangulata is the source of this 348-nucleotide messenger RNA. Lineage: Eukaryota; Viridiplantae; Streptophyta; Magnoliopsida; Poales; Poaceae. The record is from RefSeq and is a predicted model, not a curated record.
AUGGGGAAGGAGGAGGCGGUGGUGCCGCCCGAGACCAGUUCGCCUGCUCCGGCCGCGUCUCCCUCCCUGGAGAAGGGCAGCGCUGGUGCUCAUGUCUCUCCGGCUCGGUCGUCCUCGCGAGGCCUGGGGAAGAAUCCUCAGGAGGAGUCAGCACCUGUGACCCCGCUGGCUCCGGAGGUGCCGGUGUCCGGCUCGGCUGCCGAGGUCUCCAAGGCUCCGGAGCCCCCAGUCUCCCAGGCUAUGGUGACGAUACCUCCUCCUUCUCUUCCCGCUACGCCGCUAAUUCCAGGUCCUUCUGCUUCUCCUGAUGUCUUGGAGCGUGCCCUUUUGGAGAUGGCCCAACUGUGA